Stereum hirsutum FP-91666 SS1 is the source of this 1053-nucleotide messenger RNA. RefSeq names its product HAD-like protein. Gene Ontology annotation, cellular component: cytosol. The transcript is spliced from 4 exons. Bases 1 to 1053 code for a protein of 350 amino acids. Gene Ontology annotation, molecular function: phosphatase activity; magnesium ion binding. The record is from RefSeq and is a predicted model, not a curated record. Lineage: Eukaryota; Fungi; Basidiomycota; Agaricomycetes; Russulales; Stereaceae.
AUGUCUUUCUUCAACUUCAACUCUCCAGUCACCUUCUGUCGCCAGCCAGCGGUCGCUGAGCUUGAGAAAAACCUUCUCAAGAUCGUCGAGGCUCGCAAGUCGGGCGCCGUUGGUACGACGAAACCUCUUCCUAAAGCUGAGGACAUCAAGCUUGUCCUCUCCGACGUUGACGGUACCCUCCUCGACGACGCUCACGACGUGAACCCGCGCACGUCCGACGCUAUCCGCUUCCUCCGCCAAAACUACCCCCACAUUCCAUUCGUCCCAGUGACCGGAAAGCAGCGUGUCUCCUGCGAGUACGUCGCUCGGGUGUGCGGGCUGGAGGACAUGCCCUCUGGCUGCUGCCACGGCUCCAUCAUCUAUACGCCUGAGGGGAAGAUCGAGUCGCAGACGGGUAUCGGCCCUGAAGUCGUUUGCGCCGUCACCGACUUCCUCAAGGGGAUCAACAAGUCGGUAUUCAUUUACGAGCACGACUCCGUCAACUGCGUCUACCUCGAGGAUCAUCCUUCGCUCGACUUCUACGCCAUCACCCGCGGCUACGACCCAUCAAUCCGCGACAUGCGUGGCACAAACUACAUGGACCGUGUACGCAGUGGCGAGGUAGUUGUGACGAAGAUGUUCCUUCCGAUGGAGGUCGCUCUUGUUAACGAACACAUGGAGAAGAUGAACGCUCACUUCAAGAACGGCGAGGACUACCGCAUGACGCGCGCUCUCCCCGACAUCAUCGAGUUGAUCCCCGCCACCAUCGACAAGUCGGUCGCCCUCGCGUACUUCGCAAACAAGUACAACGUCAACCCCGAAAACAUCAUCACCUUCGGCGAUGGGGAGAAUGAUGUUGGCAUGUUCCGCGCCUCAGGCAUGUCUGUGUCCAUGGGCAACGCCAUGCCGGUACCUACAGGCGCGUCUGACUACCAGACCCUCACCAACAACGAGGGCGGCGUCGGCGUCUUCCUUGAUGCUAUCUUCCGUCCCGAGUAUGUGCCCAAGUCCGGCCACGACUCAGGCUAUGCCACCCGUCAACACUCGCGUUCCCAUUCUCCAUCGCGGGCAUGA